Molecule: messenger RNA, 540 nt
Organism: Dibothriocephalus latus
Lineage: Eukaryota; Metazoa; Platyhelminthes; Cestoda; Diphyllobothriidea; Diphyllobothriidae
Source: the annotation of a GenBank genome assembly
AUGUACAACGGCAUGGGGGUGGACAACUUUGCUGAAAAAUUGGCCAAUUUAUCAAAAAGCGAGUUAGGAGCUUUGCUUGACGACGACGCGCAAAUAAAAAAGAUGGUGAAGGAGAGCUCAAUGGUGGAGGACUUAGAGGGCAAAAGAAAGCGCCUUCUUAAGAGUAACAACGAAAAGGCUACAGAAAAUCUUAGCCUUGAGCCGGAGCUCACGAAAAUGAAGGCCGACCUGAUUGAAGCGCACACGGCGUUUGCCCACCAAUUGGAGUCUUACAAGAAGUAUAAGGGAAAGUUAGAUAAGCUAAACUCAGCCUAUUCGGCUAAUGCUAUGCUAGAGUUGAUGCAGGCCGCUAAUGCGGAAGAAGACGAAAAGGCCGAAACGUUACAGUCCAAAUUUUUGCGAAAGGAAAUCAGUAUCGAUGAAUUCCUUGAUCAGAUGUUACCUUCGCGAAAGCUUUUCAAUACUCGGCGAGUGAAGAUUGACAAGUUGACCGAAAUUCUUUUAAAUCCUGGACGUCCGGCUCCCCCGCGGCCGGUCUAG